GUAACGCGUCAAUUUGGCGCGAGAACGGUCGUGUGUUGAGUUGUGUUUGCCCGCUGCUGCCUGAUACAGAAAAAGCGCGCGAAUUUCACCGGCUUAUCGUGAUUGUUUUAAAAAUGGAACCUAUGGAUUAAAUUUUUUUAUUGGAUAAUGAAUAAAUGAUAUUGUGCCCGUAUUUGUAAAAAAACCUUUGUUCUUAAAAAGUGAAAACAUUUUGAUAAAGUUUGAGUACAGUGUUGAUGACAUUAUGGUGGUUCAUUAGUUCUGAUCUGAAGAGGGAAGAUUAGAUGGGUAUAACCUAAAUACCAUAUAAUAGAAGUCUCAAGAACGAAGAAUGGCAACAAAAAAACGUAAAGGAAUUGAUCGACGAUGUUUAUGGUGGAAGUCAAGACUGAUAGUGGCUGCUGUGACGUUGGCCUGUGCUAAUUCACAAGACAUAUCGGCGUGUUGCGACAAAGCGUCGGGGGGAUGCCGCAACGUCUGCGAGAAAAUGUCGUUGGUAGAGAUAGCAACGAAUUCAGCAAUGCGGGAAGACAGGAUCCAAAAUAUUUACAAAUUCUGCACUCCGAAUCUGAUAGAGUUUUGGAUUUGUAUGAAUCACACUAUUCAAGAAGUGGUAUCCGGAUCAAGAUGGUGGGGCCGGGCGUGCUGUGCGUUAGGCAGAUCAGAAACCUGCCGACACGCGUGUGCUACUGCUGGAGACGCUAGUGUGUUGGCAGACGCCUGUCGCAGGUCUGACGAGAUCGCCUUCUUCGACUGUGUACACCAACAGCGAGAGGCUCAGUGGUGCUGUUCACAGACGCAGUCGCUGAGUUGCCACGAGGCAUGCCAAAGUGUGAUGUGGCGUUUAGGUCAAGCAAAGGUAGACACUAAAGCAAAAGAACGAGCUGUGGAAAUUUGUGAGCAGUCACCAGAGCUGUUGCAUUGUCUACGAGAAUUAACGGCAUCUGCCGUGCUUUCUGACCUUUCCAAUUAUUUACCAUGCUGUCAAAAGGCACCUAGUCCAGAAUGUAGAACUACUUGCGAGGCAGUACUUCGCCGAACAGGUGAUUCCCAAGAAAUUGCCAAUGCUCUAUCAAAAGAAUGCGGUACUCCUGCUCUUCACGAUGAUCUUUGGCAAUGUUUCCUAAGAACUGACGCCCCAGCUGAUGCAAAAGAUAUCAUUCCUUAUGACGCUGCUAAAAUGCACUGUUGUCAAAAGGCUACUACGAUAAAUUGCCGAAGACUAUGUUUCAACACUUUUAACAAAGAUUGGCACAAUAACUGGCAGAAUUUUUUUGCGGAAUGCUUGGGUGAUCCUCAAGAAAUGGAUUUAUCGCAAUGUAUAGAAGAAGUGGAAUCACCGUGUUCUCUAGGAUGUGCUGGUCUUACUUACUGUAGUCAACUGAAUAAUCGACCGACAAGUUUGUUUAGAUCAUGUUCUGCUCAAGCUGAUCUUGACGCUCAUUUGUCUGUUGCCGAACAAAAAGGCACUGGAUUCGUAAGUGUAUCGGGGCUCAAAUUACCGUUGAAAAAUUCUACUCAAUGUACGUCUGAUGUUUGGAAAAGCGUGGCUUGCGCCCUACAUGUUAAACCUUGUACAGCUAAGGGCCAUAGCAGUCUGCUUUGCGAGGAGGACUGUAUGAGAUUGGUAUCAUCAUGCGUGGAUUGGUCUAGGACACCUGCGCAAUUAACAGCAAGAUCAUUGUGCGCUCGGCUAGCACCUCACUCUAACGCGGCGCCUUGUGUACCAUUGAGUCAAUUUAUGUUGCCUAGUACUGAGCCACCGUUUUUAUCAGCAAGGGAAGCCGUCACGUCCCCAUGUGCGGGAUCACCCUGUAACGCUACGCAAGUAUGUCUUGUUAACAGAAACUGUUUACAAGGAGGUACUUGUGCUCGAUAUACUUGUGUCAACGGUUGUCCUUUAGGUGAUGGAAGUCCAUACAUGGUUCCAGUGGACACUUGGGUUAGAGUACCUAUGACAAGCCCAACACAGAAAGCUUGCUUCAAGAUUUGUAAGUGCAGUAAUAAAGGCCUAACAAGCUGCCAACCUUUGCCGUGUGUUACUCUUGAAAAUUGUCGUUUACAUGAUAAAGUGGUGCAAAAUGGUGAAAAAUAUUACAUGGAAUGUAACGCCUGCUCCUGUGUGUUGGGUGAGCGAGUUUGUUCUCGAAGAGCUUGUGGAAAGACAGCGUUAUUGACUGGGUUACCCUGUAAUUGUCCUCCGCAUCAUUUACCAGUACAUACGCCUAGGGGCCUGUUUCCCAAUGCGUGUUUGGCUAAGUGUGCGGGAGCAACUGACGCCGAGAUAGAAUUUGGACCACGGACGCCUUGUGCUGGCGUGACAUGUCCACGGAGACACGUGUGUCUACCUGCAUCAAAUGUUUGCAUCUCUAAAUUACAAACAUCGUGUCCCCAACAUGUUUGCGUAAAUAUAACGAAUUGUAAUUCGCAACCUGCCAGUCCAGUAUGUGACACGGAUGGAUACACACAUGCCAAUCCAUGUGAUCUUGUGAUGAGAGCUCGAUUACUGGCUUACUGGGGACAGUGUUUGCAAAAGUGUUCCAGUACGGGAAAAGUUUGUGGUGUCAACGGCGUUACUUACUUCUCUGAAUGUGCAGCGUGGGCGGAAUAUGUGAGCGUGGAUUAUUUGGGCCCAUGUCUAGCCGUGGGUCCAAUAUCAGAUCUCAUGGAACCAAAGUGUCAGUUCGACAGAAUCGUCUGUCCAGCGUUGAAGAAUUCAAAAUGUCUGGGCUUUACAGCUCCUGGUGCCUGUUGCCCUAGAUGCGGCGGAGCGUUAAGAAUAUUGUACUCUAAGAAACAAAUCGAUAGAGCCUUAUAUGGUACAAAUAUUUCAGCUACUGUAAUAAACUUGAGCAACGUUCUAAAGGCUCUUGAAAGACACGUAAAAAUCGCUGAAUGUGCCCUAAGAGGAUUCUUAACAAUCGAAAGGGAGAUUUUCGUAACUGUAGAGUCAACGCUUCGAAAUCCAACCGAUUUGCAAUUAAACGUGUGUGUUUUAGAAGCCGAAAAAUUAGCAGACUUGAUUAACAGAGAAAGUGUACUGGUAUCUAGUGAUUUAGGAUUAAGUGCGUUAUCAUAUGCAUUGACUGUUCAUACUCAACCUACAAGUAGUGCAAGUGGUAUUAAGUUAUCAGUUGUAGUAGGGCUAUUAACAUAUACCAUUUACGCUUUAAGAUAAGACUUGGUUUUAUAUUUCUAGAAAUUGUAAAUAUUAUUAAGUUGUAAAUAACUUAAAGAUAGCUGUAAAUCUGCGAACCAUGUACACCAAAUAAUUUAGUGCCAUAGUGAUUUUUAUCUAGCAAUUUAAUGUGCUUUGGUCUGCUUUAUGUGUUGUACGUCGAUUGUAAUCAGCAAGAGCACAAAUUCUUGUUGUAUAUAUUGUAGAAUAGCAUUGCUGUGAGUUCUAAGUGCCAUGUUUGUAGUUGGAAUGUGAUUUGAGAUUUUUGCAUUUGCACAUUGUUAAGAAAAAAUGUAAUGCUAAUAGACUGAGAUUAAGCAUUUUAUAACAAUUUUACAAAAGACAGUUAUGAUAUAGUCUUUAUACCAAAUAUGUAUUGUAUUACUUUUGAGUAUGAUUGUUAUUUUGUUGAUAGAAUUCUAAAGUUUUUAGAGAUGUCUAAUUCUAAGAAAAUAAUUAUAUCUGUUCAUGUGCUUCAAG
Hyposmocoma kahamanoa is the source of this 3658-nucleotide messenger RNA. It is a transcript of the gene Reck, whose product is annotated as reversion-inducing cysteine-rich protein with Kazal motifs. Gene Ontology annotation, molecular function: protein binding; metalloendopeptidase inhibitor activity. Gene Ontology annotation, biological process: extracellular matrix organization. Gene Ontology annotation, cellular component: plasma membrane. NCBI's taxonomy places the organism in Eukaryota, Metazoa, Arthropoda, Insecta, Lepidoptera, Cosmopterigidae. The transcript is spliced from 17 exons. The coding region runs from base 332 to 3178 and encodes 948 amino acids. The record is from RefSeq and is a predicted model, not a curated record.